GAACGACGAAGACGUCGACACAAAAUCUUAUUAAGCAAUAGAUUUUAUGAAACUACUUUUAGGCGUACGUACAACAGGUCAAGUUGUGUCAGUGGCGCUAGGUUGUUGUGGUACCGACCCAGAAACGACCCAGUAUUAAGUGAUGCUGUCACCGGGAAGUCCUUCCAAAUGGCAAAUGCAAUAUUCCCUCUCCUCGACCCCCAGUUCUCUCCUGUACAGUGAGAGUGACCAGACGGAGGACGAAUCUGAGGUCUUCACCUCUGAGAUUAAAGCUGGAGGAGUUGCGCCUGAUCCAAAGCUAUUCUCCUUGGCCAAUGGGAGCUCUCAAAAUUCCAAACCGACUCUCACCUUUGUGAACCAGAGGAGUGGUAGAGUUGAAAUUGGUCAAACUGGAUGUUUCUCGCCAUCUCCAGCUUACAACAGUCAGAACCCAGCGCCAUACGAAAGGAUUCCCACAGAGGGAGACCUGAGGUUUGCACGCAAAUGUUCAGAGCUGCAUGGGUACAUCAGGCCUCUGUUGGAGCUGUUGAAUGGGUUGAAAAGGGGUCGAUAUGAAAAAGGUUUGAGCACAUUUCAGCAGAGUGUUGCCAUGGAUAGACUGCGAAGGAUUGUGGGUGUUCUACAAAAACCUGACCUUGGGGAGAAGUAUAUGGGGACUAUUCUGCAGCUGGAGAUGAUGUUAAAGGCUUGGUUCCCUCAGGUGAGGCCUCAGCAUCGCGAUGGCACCCCUUCAUUCCAAAAUUGUAUGGCUAGUCUGCCUCCACGCUGGAAUCAGGACCAGUUACAUAUUCCUGUAAAGAAACGCAGAUUAAGUUGGUCAGACUCUGACUCGCAAGGUUCCUCAAGCAGCAAACGUAUUCUACAGGACGAUCGAGCACCAAGCCCCAGCGAUACUAGCUCAUGGAUCAGCAACUCUGAAACCAGAUUUAGCGAACUUGAAGACAGUGCAAUCUGUACUAAUCAAAAUAAAAUGACAUCUGAAUCCAAACACAUCAAAAACAGCCAUCUUCAAGUUCAGCAAAAGACAAACUCCUUAAACGAAACCCCUGUGACUGCAAAAGGAAGACCGCCUCCGCUUGUAAUACCACCAUCAGCCACAGAAGGCAGCAUCUUGUUUAUGCAGGAUUGGUCAGUGUCCUCCACGACUCCUACUUCUGACCCACCAGCAGACUUGAUGAUAAGUGGGAAAGAUGUGGGCGAAUCUGUAAAAGGAGAGGGGCCAGAAAAACAGGUUAAUUGUAAACAUCAUUGCACAGAGAUGUUAAACACAUAAUGUUUUGAAGUUUCUCGCAUUUAAAGGAAUGGCCAUUUUUUUCCCAUCCUGUUGAAAUUGGGAAAUCAUUGUUUUUCACAAAGUGAAAAGUGUUUUUCAGUUCCUUGGACUUUACAUUCUGCCACAUAUAUGUACAACACAGAAGUUAUCAUAUGUACAGUGUGGCAUAAGAUUUGUUUUUAUAAGAUUAUAGAUUCUACAUUUCUUAAGUCCUAAGAGGUCAGAGAUGUGUCUUAAAAUACGUGCUUGAGCCAUAUGGUCAACCGGUGAAACAUGCACAGCUAUCAAACACUCUACUGCACUGCCUUUCAUGAUAACACAGGCUUCCAACAAUAUUUAUGAACAUGGCACCAGGAAGCUAGAAGAAUAGUCUGAUAAAACAUCCAAACAAAAUCUACCUUAAUGUCCUUUGACUUGAAUUGAAAACCACUUUGAGCAACGAAUGGAAU
This is a messenger RNA of Rhinichthys klamathensis goyatoka, 1722 nucleotides long. RefSeq names its product circadian associated repressor of transcription a (gene ciarta). The coding region runs from base 143 to 1273 and encodes 376 amino acids. The record is from RefSeq and is a predicted model, not a curated record. Gene Ontology annotation, cellular component: nucleus. Lineage: Eukaryota; Metazoa; Chordata; Actinopteri; Cypriniformes; Leuciscidae. Gene Ontology annotation, biological process: circadian regulation of gene expression; negative regulation of DNA-templated transcription. Gene Ontology annotation, molecular function: RNA polymerase II cis-regulatory region sequence-specific DNA binding. The transcript is spliced from 6 exons.